CGGCCCAAGCAUUCGGCAAUCUAGCUUCGCCAAGUGUGAUGAAAACUAAAAGCUAUUAAGAGCUUGAUGUGGCUGACACUGUCACCGCCUCCAAUCGACAACUGGGCGCCGGCGAGUCCGGGAUUCGAACGGGUGACAAGUCUCUGAUUCAUCAAAAUCAUUCAAGCCCAAUCCUUCACCAUCGUCACAAUCACAUUAAAACACAGUCACUUUUCAGUCUCCAUAUUCUUUCCUUCCCCUUUCCUCUCUACAGCGAAAUCCUGCUCAGGUUUUUACGUUUUAUCUGACUUUUUAGGCGAAGAAGAUGGUGCUGGGUGUUUGGUUGUUGGUGAGGAUAUAAAUUACUUGAAAAUGGGAACGGGCUCGGAGUCUAAUGGAUGGAGCCGAGCUCGAGGAUUGGUUGUCAAGACGCUGGUUCUGAUUGGAGGUGCGAUUCUUGUGAAGCGGCUCACUAAGUCUACUACCCGUUGGGACCAUGCGCGAAUUGUAGCUCAAUCACUCGGCGGCGAAAAGUUCUCGAGAGAUCAAGCAUCCAGAGAUCCCGAUAAUUACUUCAACAUUAGAAUGCUGACAUGUCCAGCAGCGGAGAUGGUGGAUGGUUCCAAGGUUUUAUAUUUCGAACAGGCAUUCUGGAGGACGCCUCAAAAGCCAUUUCGGCAGAGGUUCUAUAUGGUGAAGCCUUGUCCAAAGGAGUUGAAAUGUGAUGUUGAGGUGAGCUCAUAUGCCAUCAGAGAUGCAGAGGAGUACAAAAAUUUCUGUGAUCGCCCAAAGGACCAGCGACCACUGCCAGAAGAAGUUAUUGGUGACAUAGCAGAACAUCUGACAACAAUACAUCUUAAACGCUGUGACCGUGGAAAACGCUGCUUGUAUGAAGGUUCUACUCCCCCUGGAGGAUUCCCAAAUUCAUGGAAUGGAGCAACCUACUGCACUUCAGAACUUGCAAUUUUAAAGAACAGUGAAAUACAUACCUGGGAUAGGGGUUACGAUGAUGAUGGAAAUCAGGUUUGGGGAGUGAAGGAAGGACCUUAUGAGUUCAAGCCUGCACCAGCCUCUAGUAUUAAUAACAUGUUUUCUCCUUUGAAUUUCCCCCCUCCACAAUUGAUGGAGACAGGAAUAGAGGGUUCUUUUGUGUUGCAAGAAUGAUCACUUUAUACAUAUAUAACCAGGUGUAAAGUUUCAUGCUUAAAUUAUUUUUAUCAAAUAAUAAUUCAGUUAAAGACCAUGUUUUCCA
Molecule: messenger RNA, 1231 nt
Organism: Hevea brasiliensis (rubber tree)
Lineage: Eukaryota; Viridiplantae; Streptophyta; Magnoliopsida; Malpighiales; Euphorbiaceae
Product: chromophore lyase CRL, chloroplastic
Exons: 9
Coding region: 352-1143 (263 amino acids)
Biological process (GO): protein-phycocyanobilin linkage
Molecular function (GO): lyase activity
Source: RefSeq, a predicted model, not a curated record